Lotus japonicus is the source of this 3139-nucleotide messenger RNA. RefSeq names its product synaptotagmin-5-like. The record is from RefSeq and is a predicted model, not a curated record. Gene Ontology annotation, molecular function: lipid binding. Bases 612 to 2108 code for a protein of 498 amino acids. Lineage: Eukaryota; Viridiplantae; Streptophyta; Magnoliopsida; Fabales; Fabaceae. Gene Ontology annotation, cellular component: endoplasmic reticulum. The transcript is spliced from 6 exons.
UAAUUUUGUAAACGAGUAUUUUCCCGCUUGCCUUUUUUUUUCAUUAGUCGUCCCACCCACUUGCAUGUGGUCCAAGCUUACUAAUAUUAACACGCAAACGGAGGAGACUUACAACUGAAGUCGUGUUGGAAGUUGUAUCGAUGCCGGCGCCGCCACGGUUGAUUCUGGGAUAUUCUACCAGUAUUUAGCAGAGCUCCCCCACGUUCAGCGUCAUAUUUCGGAGGGAGGUCGGAAAGAAACAAUGGCGGAACUACUAGCAGGAGCUGCACUGGGUGCUGUGUUUGGUGAACUGCUGAAGGCUGUUUCGGAAGCAAUACAAAGGUGCGUUAACUUCAAAGGAACCUUAACUCACCUCUCAACCACUCUAACACGAUUAGGUCCAAAAAUCCAAGAGAUACAGAAGCUAAACAAUGAGUUGGGUCGCCCCAAAGAGGAGCUUGAGUCGCAGUUAAUUAGUACAAUGAGAGACGGUACGUAAGCAACUCGUUCUCCAAUGUUCACAAACCCACUUCAAGUAUCUGAGUAAUCUGACCAGGCCAUAUUACGAGAGAAAGCUUCAACCACUGAUAAAAUCGCUCGAGAGGUUUAUCACCAUUGAUUUGCAAGUUCAGAUGGCUAUAGAUCAAAAAGAAUCCUUGCAUCUCAACAGAAAAACCCUGAGUCUUCUCAGUAAAUUUUGCAGUGGAAAGGCAAAAGAAAACGCAACAGCUUCAUCUUCUCAUUCUAUGUCUACCCCUGUGCUUGAAGUUGUCAAUGAAUCAGAACAAGAGGAACAACCAGAGCUUUUGCUAUCGGCUCCCAACGACUCAAUGACAUCCUUGGAAAAAAGUUCAACAAAUGGAAUAGAUGCUAAUGCAGCUACACACAAGAUAAAAGAGGUUAUUGUUAGAGGAAAUCUUACUGUUACUGUUAUAUCUGCUGAAAACUUACCUGCAUUGGAUUUCAUGAGAAAAUCUGAUCCCUAUGUUGUUCUGACCUUGAGGAAAGCAAAAUCAAAAGUCGAAACAAUAUGCCAAACCAAGGUUGUGAACAACUGCUUGAAUCCUUCUUGGAAUCAAGCAUUUGACUUUGUAGUGGAGGAUGGAUUACAUGAUGAGCUAAUUGUUGAAGUUUGGGACCACGACACUAUUGGAAAGGAUGAUUUUAUGGGGAGAUGCACAUUGUCGCUUAAGAGGGUAAUACAUGAGGAGGAAUACGAAGGACGUUUUAAGCUAGUUUGUGCUGAACGUUUUGGUGCUGAAUCUAGCUAUUUGAAGUUGCAUCUCAAGUGGAUGCAUCAACCAACUCACAGUGAUUCAAACUUUCUACCGUCCUUCAGCAAUGAUUUGGAGUUGAAGCCUGUUGGGAUAUUAAAAGUAAAGCUUAUGCAAGCAAAGGAAUUAACAAAUGGGCAUACUUUCCGAAAACCGGAUCUAUUUGUUGUACUCCACAUGCAGGCUUCAGGUGAGACAGGGAAAGAAAGCGAGACAAUUGUAGAAAGGUCCAUAAUUGAGUCAAAUUUUAUUUGUAUUGUUGGUUCUUUUGGUGUGGAUGCUGCAGAUUGUGCUAUGCUGAACGUCUAUGCGCCCUGUGAUAGAGUUGGUAAGAGACAAUUAUGGAGCAGAUUAGUAGAACUGAAGAUCAACAUCCAUUAUGACCUAUGGUGUGUCGCGGGGGACUUCAUUGUUGUUCGGUCUUCGUCAGAAAGAAGAGGAGUUGGUGCUAACUCUCAACAACAUAGGUCUGAAUCUGUGGAGUUCAAUGAUUUUAUUGAUGAGAUGGAACUACUUGACAUUCCUCUGUUGGGUAGAAAAUUUACUUGGGUGCGUCCUAAUGGUUUGCAAAUGAGUAGAUUGGACAGAUUUCUUAUCUCUCCGGGUUGGUUAAACAGGUGGCCGGAUUAUGUCCAAGAGGUGCUGCAAAGAGACAUAUCAGAUCAUUGUCCGCUUCUUUUUAAGAGGGUAAAUCAAAAUUGGGGUCCGAAACCCUUCCGCGUUGUUAACUGCUGGUUUGAUGACCCAAGGUUUCAAGCUUUUGUUGGUGAUUCUUGGAGAGAGAUACAGGUUGAAGGAAGAGGUAUUAUAGCUUUGAAAGAAAAAUUAAAAACUUUGAAACUGAAGCUUAAAUAGUGGAAUCUUGAAGUCUUUGGUAAUCUGCAUAGGAGGAAAAAGGAGAUAGUGGACCAGUUAAAUGAUAUUGAGAAAAAGGCUGAGGAAAGUGACUUACAGGAAGUUGAACUCAGACAGCGUCAGGAAUUAGGGGCAGAAUUUUGGCAGUGCUCAAAGAGAAUUGAUUCACUUGCUUAUCAAAAAUCUAGAAUCAAUUGGAUUCGGGAAGGGGAUCAAAAUUCACGUUAUUUUCAUGCAAUUGUGAAUUUUAGAAGAAAGGUAAAUGCUUUACCUGGGCUAUGGGUGGAAGAUGUGUGGGUCGACGACCCAAGUGCUGUAAAAUUUCAGGCUAAGGAAUUCUUUGCUUGCAAGUUCAAAUCAAUGGAAAGAUGGCGUCCAAAACUGGAUGGAGUCCCAUUCUGUUCUUUGUCUGUUUCGUCUUCAAAAUUACUAGAGGAAAAUUUCUCUGCUGCUGAAUUGAAGGAAGCAGUUUGGAGUUGUGCCGGGGACAAGAGUCCGGGUCCUGAUGGUAUAAAUUUCAGAUUUAUUAAGUCCUUCUGGGAGAUUUUACAGGAUGAUUUUUUUAAGAUGGCAGUGGACUUUCAAGACUCUGGGGUAUGGCCACGAGGCUCAAAUGCUUCCUUUAUUACACUGAUUCCAAAGAUUGCUUCCCCCCAUGGCCUGCAUGAUUUUCGUCCUAUCUCACUUAUUAACUGCAUGUAUAAAAUUGUCUCUAAACUGCUGGCUAAUAGAAUCCGGAACGUGAUUUCCUCUGUGAUUGAUGAUUGUCAAUCCGCUUUCAUUGGAGGGAGAAAUUUGCUAGAUGGUGUACUGAUAACAAACGAGGCAAUUCAUGACGCUAAGAGACGGAAGAAGCCAACCUUUGUCAUGAAAAUUGAUUAUGAAAAGGCCUACGAUUCUGUUGAAUGGGACUUUUUGUUCUAUAUGCUGAGGAGGUUGAAUUUUGGUGAAAAAUGGAUUAGGUGGAUUUCUGGAUGCUUGAGAAGUUCUACAUUGACUAGAGUUAUGACCAAAUAAGUAUUUGUAAAGGU